CGGAUUCUUGUAGAUAAUCAUCUCAUUCCACGUCAACGGCCCCGUUUUAUUUCCCCGUCAUUGGAUUUAUUCGCGUAUUUUAUUCUGCAACUGCAACAUUUUUAUUAGCAGGUUGUCGGGUUGAUUUUAUCGGGUUUUAACUGAGGUACAUACAAAUAUAUCCGGGAGAAUGAGUACCACGGCGGUGUCGGAGCUGGUGGAGGUGGCGGUGUCGACGCCGUGGUCCAACAUCCGGGCGUUCAGUCAGGAGGGCGAGAUCAUCUGGAUGGUGGUGGUGGGCUUCCUCAUCGCCUUCGUCCUGGCCUUCGCCGUCGGCGCCAACGACGUGGCCAACUCCUUCGGCACCUCCGUCGGCUCCAAGGUCCUCACGCUCCGCCAGGCCUGCAUCAUGGCCGUCAUCUUCGAAUCUCUCGGGGCGGUGUUAAUCGGGUACAAAGUGUCGGACACGAUCUGGAAGGACAUUGCCGAUCUGCGCGAGUACCGCGGCAGCGAGAAGACGCUGAUGCUGGGCGAGAUCGCCGCGCUGGUGUCGGCCGCCAUCUGGCUGCUCAUCGCCACCUUCAUGAAGAUCCCCGUCUCCGGGACGCACAGCAUCGUGGGCGCGACGAUGGGCUUCUCGCUGGUGAAGCGCGGCGUGGGCGGCAUCCACUGGAUCAAACUGGGCAAGAUCGUGGCGUCCUGGUUCAUCUCGCCGUUCCUGGCCGGCGCCGUGUCGGCCGGCUUCUUCCUGCUGAUCCGCCGCUACAUUUUGUUGAAGGAGGACCAUCUGACGCCCGCCCUGCACGCCAUGCCGCUCUUCUACGGUCUGGCCAUCUUCGUCAACUGCCUCUCCAUCUUCCUCGACGGCCCCACGCUUCUCUACUUUGACCGAAUCCCGUGGUGGGGCGCCCUGAUCAUCUGCACGACGCUGUCCAUCCUCACCGGUCUGGGCGUGUGGUUCUUCGUGGUCCCGUGGCAAAAAAAGAAGAUCCUCGAACGCACCAUCCAGCUCCAGCAAGAGUUGAACGGCGUGGCCAUGGGCACCGGCACCGACGACCUCCCGCAGUCCACCUUCGCCUCCAUGAACCCCUCGCGCGCCAGCUCCGUCUUCGACAUGCGCCCCGUGGGGAAGAAGCAGCGCCGCGAUUUCUCCACCGGGACACCCGGGGGGUUCCUCGGGAAGAUCUACCGCCGCCAGACCAUGUCGGCCAGCACCAGCAUGACGGGAUUAGCGGGAUUCGGGGGCGUGUCCAGGACCGCGAGCCAGGCGGUCCUCCCCAAGACCGCCGAGGAGCCCAGUCUCCCGUCCGUCGCCGAGCAUCACGACGAACACGACGCCGGGAUCUUUUUGGACGUCCCGGUGAUGAACACGACCGCCGCCCCGGAGGGGGGUGGGGCGCGGAGCAACGGGAGUGUGCGGAACGAUCUGAGCGUCAAUUCGACGGUGACGGUGGCGGUGGAGGGGCCGCGGGAGCCGCUGCUGAAGGAGCGGGAGGCGGGGGAGGUGCGGAUUAGUCCGGAGUUGAGUUCGGGGCCGGGGUACGGCGGGGUGGAGACGCCGGUGGGGAGUGAGCCGGUCGGCCCGCCGGGGAGCGCCACGCCCAAGGGGAAGAAACUGUUUUUCUUCCCACGGAAGAGUCAGAGCGGGAGCGCCGAGGGGACGGAUCAGAAGUGCUUCCCGGCGCCCGGGGGCCGGAGGAGAACGCAGUCGUUCCACCGCGUGAAAGAUCCGCCGGAAGUGCACGCCAUCUUCUCCUUCCUGCAGAUCCUGACGGCCGGCUUCACGGCCUUCGCGCACGGCGGCAACGACGUGUGUAACGCCAUCGGGCCGUUGAUCGCGCUGUGGGUGCUGUACUCGACGGGCAGCAUCCCCGAGACGGGCUCCUCGUCGACGCCCUUCUGGCUGUUAUUAUUCGGCGGCUUCGGCAUCUCCGUCGGCCUCAGCGUCCUGGGCCGAAAGGUCAUCGAGACCGUCGGCACCAAUCUCACGCCCGUCAUCCCCAGCAGCGGGUUCUGCAUCGGUCUGGGCACGGCGUGCACGGUGCUGGUGGCCAGCAAGAUCGGCCUGCCCAUCAGCACGACGCACUGCAUCGUCGGCAGCGUCGUCUCCGUCGGAUGGCUGCGCAGCUCCAGCCAGGUCAACUUCCGUCUCUUCCGCACCAUCAUUUUCGGAUGGUUCGUGACGCUACCGGUGACGGUGGGGGUGAGCGCGGCGGCCAUGGCCAUCCUGAGCAUCCUCGACUGAGACCGGACACGCUGAUCCCCGUGCUUUUUCUUGUUUAUUUCACCACCAAAGUGCUGAUUUAUUUUUGUGCGGUGUACGCUGCUGUUUGUUAACCGUGUUGCCCGAUGUUCCUAUAAACUGACCCGGCUAGUCGCGCGUCCGCUCCGGUACAAUAAACAGCAGAAGUGGCUGUUUUUGGCUUUUUGUUGACUGGUUGGUUUGAGCGGUGUGGGGGACUGUUUCUUCGCUAACUGACGCUGUUUUCUGGCGGCCACAUUGACCAUUUUGAUGGCGCUGUAUUUGUAAUCCGUAUCGGGUGAGCUGGCUGAUUUUUCUGACCGGAAUUUAUGCAGAUUUGUUGUACUGAUCAAACACGAAGAAAAUGCAGCAAUUAUCACUAAAUAAAAAUUGCGAAA
This is a messenger RNA of Paramacrobiotus metropolitanus, 2619 nucleotides long. RefSeq names its product sodium-dependent phosphate transporter 1-A-like. Gene Ontology annotation, molecular function: phosphate transmembrane transporter activity. Gene Ontology annotation, biological process: phosphate ion transmembrane transport. The record is from RefSeq and is a predicted model, not a curated record. Gene Ontology annotation, cellular component: membrane. Lineage: Eukaryota; Metazoa; Tardigrada; Eutardigrada; Parachela; Macrobiotidae. The coding region runs from base 170 to 2224 and encodes 684 amino acids. The transcript has 10 exons.